UCCUAGUCACCAGUUUAGCUGCACUCUCCUUCCAUGCAAUGAGCCUCAUCUGCUAGCCUAUAUCAUCAUUUAUCUCCAUCUCUGUACAUGGUCCAGUCAAUAUUUAUGGCCUUUGAGUUUUUUCCUUUAAAGUUGUAAGAGUUAUCAUUUCACACCUUAGUGUGAUUUCUUUGGGGGGCAUUUAAGAGUAAAGUUGGAAGCCAUACACAGCAUAAGGAAUAUAAGAAACAAGAUAAGAGCAAGUAGAGUGCAGAAGAAGGAGAGAGCUCAAAAGUUGGUGCUGAAACAGGGAAACUCAUUGCCUUGGUUUUUCUUUAAUCAGCUGAGAAUAGAUGUAAGCUCCUAUAAUUGUGCAGUCAUUUGGAAGAAAAAAAUAUGGAAAUCAAGUCUAUGAUCGCAAAGGAUGUCACAGAACUAAUUGGGAACACUCCUAUGGUAUUUCUUAACAAAGUUGUGGAUGGCUGUGUAGCCCGUGUUGCUGCUAAGCUAGAGAUGAUGGAACCUUGUUCUAGUGUAAAAGACAGAAUUGGGUAUAGUAUGAUUAAAGAUGCAGAGGAUAAAGGCCUAAUCAUCCCUGGGAAGACGGUGCUGAUUGAAGUCACUGGCGGUAACACUGGAAUAGGAUUAGCAUUCAUUGCGGCGUCAAAGGGUUACAAACUUAUUCUGGUUAUGCCAGAUAAUUAUAGCCUUGAAAGAAGGAUUAUUUUGUUAGCUUUAGGAGCAGAGCUGCACCUAACUGAUGAAGCCAAAGGUUUUGCUGGAGUCUUACAAAAAGCGGAAGAGAUACUUGAAAGGACGCCAAAUGGCCACUUCCUUAAGCAGUUCGCCAAUCCUGCAAACCCAAAGAUUCACUAUGAGACCACUGGUCCGGAGAUAUGGAUUGGAUCUGAAGGUAAAAUUGAUGCUUUUGUUGCGGGAAUAGGCACUGGGGGAACUGUAACUGGUGUUGGUAAAUUCUUGAAAGGAAAGAAUCCAAAGAUAAAGGUUUAUGGUAUUGAACCAGCUGAAAGUGCUAUUCUCAGUGGAGGAAAGCCUGGGUCACACGGAAUUCAAGGUAUCGGUGCUGGUUUCAUUGCUGAUGUUUUGGACGUGGGCAUUCUUGACGAAGUAAUUCAAAUAUCCACUGAAGAAGCAACUGAAACAGCUAGACUUCUGGCGCUGAAAGAAGGUUUGCUGGUGGGCAUUUCAUCUGGGGCCGCAGCUGCUGCUGCUAUAAGACUAGCAAAGCAGCCUGAAUACGCCGGAAAACUCAUUGUUGUAAUGUUUCCCAGUUUUGGAGAACGUUAUUUGUCUACUGCCAUGUUUGAUUCUCUGAGAUAUGAGGUAGAAAACAUGAAAAUUGAAUGACUGAUGAACAAGGCAUUUAUGGGUAUCAAUAUUGAAUUACAUA
Molecule: messenger RNA, 1390 nt
Organism: Daucus carota subsp. sativus
Lineage: Eukaryota; Viridiplantae; Streptophyta; Magnoliopsida; Apiales; Apiaceae
Product: cysteine synthase
Exons: 11
Coding region: 376-1347 (323 amino acids)
Cellular component (GO): cytoplasm
Molecular function (GO): cysteine synthase activity
Source: RefSeq, a predicted model, not a curated record